Trichomonas vaginalis G3 is the source of this 333-nucleotide messenger RNA. RefSeq lists its product as uncharacterized. NCBI's taxonomy places the organism in Eukaryota, Parabasalia, Trichomonadida, Trichomonadidae. Bases 1 to 333 code for a protein of 110 amino acids. The record is from RefSeq and is a predicted model, not a curated record. The transcript has a single exon.
AUGCUUCCAAUAGAAAAAGAAAAUUCUAGAGUUGCUACAACUAAACCAUUAGAUGAACUUUUUACUAAUGUCGGUCAAAAGUUUGAGACAGAUACCGUAAAGCAUGAAGGCUAUCGUUUUGACUACCCAUUAAGAUGGUUAAGAGACCCAUCUGUCACAAAAGCUAUUGGCUUUCGAAGAAUAAAGUUUGUGUCUGUAGAAGAUAAAAGUUUUCCAUUUAUUAUAAGGUUUCAUAUAGAUUAUACAUCUGAAGGGCAACGAAAAAUGUGGGAAGAAAUUGAGCUAAUACAAGUUGACCUCUCAUCUUCUCUACAGGCUGCAUUAAAAAUAUAG